GUCCACUACUGCGCAUGAGGGCUACGUGUAAACCGCAUUUAAAUUAGCUGUGGACUACAUAUACCAUAUUGCCGUUGCUGUUUAACCCAAAGUGGGAAUGUAAGAAGAUCGGCAUGGCAUCAGGACAUCUUGCUAAAGCCUUACGGCUUGGCAGCCAUAGAUUCUUCUCGGUCACACACUUUGGCUUCCAGAGCCGUUGGUAUGGGACUGCAAUUGUCGCACAAACUCAUCACGUACAGAAUGACCGCAAAGCUCCAGACGACAAGAUUCUCACCCUGCCCCUGAAGCACCCUGACUACUUCCACUUGUCAGAACUUUUCUCCCUAAAGGACCUAUUUCAAGCUAAGGUUCACCUUGGCCACAAAAGAGGCUGCAGAUCUAGGUUGAUGGAGCCUUACCUGUUCGGUUGUCGGCUGGAGCAGGACAUUAUUGACCUAGAUACAACAAUGAAGCACCUGCAGCAAGCACUGAACUUCACUGCCCACGUGGCGUACCGAGGCGGGGUGAUCCUAUUUGUCAGCCGGCGCAGGCAGUUCAGCCACCUGAUAGAGAACACUGCCCGGGAAUGUGGGGAGUACGCCCAUACGCGCUUCUGGCAAGGCGGCCUGCUCACCAACGCGCACGUUCAGUACGGUCCAGGCGUCCGUCUCCCUGACCUCAUGAUCUUCCUCAACACCCUCAAUAAUGUGUUCCAGCAGCACGUGGCCAUCCGCGAUGCUGCAAAGAUGAACAUCCCCACGGUGGGUGUGCUGGACUCGGACUGCAACCCCAGCCUGGUCACUUACCCGGUCCCCGGCAACGACGACACGCCCUCCUCCAUGGAGCUCUACUGCAAGCUGUUCAAGAUGACCAUUAACCGUGCCAAGGAGAAGAGGAAGCAGAUGGAGUUGUUGCAUGGCGUCACCAGACCUGCCUCACAAGAACACGGGGCUCCUGCGAAGACCCACUCGGUCGCCCCUCACUCACUCCCCGCCCCCCCCUUAGCGACUUGAUAGGAGGCAGCAUAGGGCCUCUCAUAUCUUGCGUUAUCUGCUUUCUUGUCCCGUUUGAAUAAGACUGCAGUCCAUAGGAGGGACUGAUAUGACAAAUGCAGUGAUAUAAUGACAUGUAUAUUGUUGUACAUUACGUGUGGAGCCGUUUUGGCAUAAUUUGGCUUCCUAUAAUGCCAGCUGUCGGAAUCGGAACUUGAUAGGUUAACUUUAAUCUGCCAUCUCUCUUCUUGAAUGCAUGUUGAUUAAAUAUCACUUGUAUGUCAUGGAAACGAACAUUAAAACAAAAUGAUUCUU
This is a messenger RNA of Conger conger (European conger), 1286 nucleotides long. It is a transcript of the gene mrps2, whose product is annotated as mitochondrial ribosomal protein S2. Gene Ontology annotation, cellular component: mitochondrial small ribosomal subunit; ribosome. The record is from RefSeq and is a predicted model, not a curated record. Gene Ontology annotation, biological process: translation. The transcript has 4 exons. Lineage: Eukaryota; Metazoa; Chordata; Actinopteri; Anguilliformes; Congridae. Gene Ontology annotation, molecular function: structural constituent of ribosome. Bases 114 to 992 code for a protein of 292 amino acids.